This is a messenger RNA of Pelobates fuscus (common spadefoot toad), 1214 nucleotides long. RefSeq names its product anaphase promoting complex subunit 11 (gene ANAPC11). Lineage: Eukaryota; Metazoa; Chordata; Amphibia; Anura; Pelobatidae. Gene Ontology annotation, cellular component: anaphase-promoting complex; nucleus. The record is from RefSeq and is a predicted model, not a curated record. Bases 92 to 346 code for a protein of 84 amino acids. The transcript is spliced from 3 exons. Gene Ontology annotation, molecular function: cullin family protein binding; zinc ion binding; ubiquitin protein ligase activity. Gene Ontology annotation, biological process: protein ubiquitination; anaphase-promoting complex-dependent catabolic process; positive regulation of mitotic metaphase/anaphase transition.
GUCACCCCAAGCCUGGCAGCCUGACACUGCUUGCAGAGUGCAUAGAUUCCUAGACGGAAGUAAUAGAUCGCAGAGUGGAGGGAAGGCCAGUAUGAAGAUCCUCAUUAAGUCCUGGAAUGGAGUGGCCUCCUGGUCCUGGGUGGCCAAUGAUGAGAAUUGUGGGAUCUGCAGAAUGGCAUUUAAUGGCUGCUGUCCAGACUGUAAGGUUCCCGGGGAUGACUGCCCGUUGGUGUGGGGUCACUGCUCACACUGCUUCCACAUGCACUGCAUCCUGAAAUGGCUCAACUCCCAGCAAGUACAGCAGCACUGUCCCAUGUGCCGGCAGGAGUGGAAAUUCAAGGAAUAAUGGGAUCCUGUCCCAGGACUGGUCCUCUCUCUAGUUCUACGAUCUAUCAUUUAAUGAGAACAUUCUUUUGUUUUGGAUUUAGUUUUUUUGCAAUCCCAGGUUGGUAGAGGGCACGUUGAUGCCAGUUCUUGGUGGAGAUUUUUCCUUUUUCCAUGUGUAGUCGUGCACAGAACGUAUAUAUCCCUCUUCUAGAAAUGAUCAUGGUUCGUACCCCCAGUGAAAUCAUAACACGUACAUCAAUAAUAGUGAGCUUGUGGCACUUCCGUGGGGUUUAUUUAGUGAACUGCGAAUUGUGGCGAAUGAUCCACAGAAUUGCAAAUUUUAGGACAAAAUAACUGAGCUGUAAAAUUAUUUUUAUUUUGACCUCCAAACUCACAGUUUCCCAGAAUUUCCUAAACAAUCAGAUCUAAAGUACAUUUCCCUUUUGAUCCCCUAUUGCCUAGCUGAGCAUUAUGGGAAAUGUAGUAAGCGGAAUCUAAAGUAGCAAAGUUAAGCCAUCAAUAGUCAAGAUAGAUCUACGGAAACUGCAGCAGAGCUCUGGUCCCCAAACUUUCAAUUCAUUUUCCAUGGUCGUAUGAUCUCUAUUUGCUAAAUUUCAAAUGGUCCGCUUCAGGCAUCUCCGUGCGGUGAACGGCAACUCCCAUUGCUCUUAGUCUGUCUACUACCAUCGUGCUCAGUCCCUUUUAUAUAAAUUACUAUAACAGAGCAAUAUAAUACAUAAUACAAGAGCCAAUAGUAUCGCGCUGAAUUGGUUUUAACCUUUUUCAUGUCGGUCGGAAUGAACAAGUAUACUGAGUUUUUUGUUUAAAAUGAUCUUUUCAAUAAAGCAUCAAACAUUGUCUUUGCAAUAAAAUAUUCUGAGAUGUCA